AUGAGGGUUUUCGUGUACAAAGAAUCGGUUACAGAAAUUAAGGGAAUGGAUGCGAUAACAACUGGAACUAUUGAAAGGCUUAGGCACGGAGGUGGUGUGGGAUAUUACAUAUCAAAAGCAGCUGGAAAAAAGAUGGAUCAGGACUGCAAUAGUAAUGUAUCAAGGAAUGGACCUUUAGAAGUUACACAGAACUAUGUUUCCAUUCCUGGCGAUAUGAAGUGUAAAGGUAUCAUUCACGCAGUAGGUCCCACAUGGUCUGAUUACAAGGACAAGAAAAAAGAUUGCGCCAACGAUUUGUACGAGACAAUAAAAAAUGUUCUCAUAAAAGCCUCUAGCAAGAAAUGGCAAAAAGUGGCACUUCCAGCAAUAAGUUCAGGGUUAUUUGGUGUCCCGAAGAAACUGUGUGCGGAGAUGUACAUAAAGGCAUUUGCAGAUUACGCAACUGAAGCUGAUGGACAUGCUUGCUGUCCUGAUCCAAAGCAUUUCAGGAGAGACAGGGAACCUCAAUUGAAGCAGAAGCCUCCAAUAUGCUAA
This is a messenger RNA of Mercenaria mercenaria, 534 nucleotides long. RefSeq names its product macro domain-containing protein lmo2759-like. The record is from RefSeq and is a predicted model, not a curated record. Gene Ontology annotation, cellular component: cytoplasm; nucleus. Gene Ontology annotation, molecular function: transcription corepressor activity. Gene Ontology annotation, biological process: negative regulation of gene expression. NCBI's taxonomy places the organism in Eukaryota, Metazoa, Mollusca, Bivalvia, Venerida, Veneridae. The coding region runs from base 1 to 534 and encodes 177 amino acids. The transcript is spliced from 3 exons.